AUGAUGUACAACGUGCACAUACAGCACGUCGUGCUGAUUGGCAUGUGCUGGCAUGGCAUUGUGGCCUGGCGUGAUGAUGUCCAAGUCUGGGAGUGCUCCCGCAUGGAAGCUGUUUGGGAUCGGUCAGCAUUGCACUCGCUGACUUUGUAUUCUGCUGGGUUCAAGGUUGACCCAGGACCGAGACCCUGCACCCAGGGGGUUGGUCGACAGCUGGCGCGUUGGUGGGCUGGUCAGGAUGUGGGCAGUGGGGCAGAUAUUGUUUUCGUCAAUUCAUGGGGCAUUUCGGGCACAGUCACUGCUCAUUCGUGUCCCAGUCCUGGCAGCCUUGCAGCACAUUCCUGA
Molecule: messenger RNA, 342 nt
Organism: Ostreobium quekettii
Lineage: Eukaryota; Viridiplantae; Chlorophyta; Ulvophyceae; Bryopsidales; Ostreobiaceae
Source: the annotation of a GenBank genome assembly